CUUCUCACUCCCCCGCUGCCUUCUUUCUCAACCGCCACAUCAACAGCUCUCACGCCAUGAACCUCGCCUAUCUCCAAUUUCAGAACACUCCUAUGUAUGCUUCGUUGAUUUCGACCCGCCCUUCGCGCGGGGCCCAGAGCUGAGUUGGUGUGGGACGCUUCGACUGUCUCCACGGCGGUGUCUUCGGUCGGGGUCAUGGCGGCGUCUUUGGCGGUGGCCGUUCGAGUUUGAGGCUCGAUGGACAAGAGGGUCUCGCAUGCACCCGGGCACCAUCAUCAUAUCCCCAGAUGCCGAAGACAGCCGCCGCCACCUACAAAUUACGGCCCAAAGCCAAAGCGAGACGGGUCGGUCAGACAGAAUGCGCCAUACAUCAUUCAGGGGUGCGAACAGGAGCUCGCGGUUAUCAAACCAGGGGUUCUAGAGCCGCCGAACCCUCCCCCGAACUUGAACCGACAUUGACAUGCACGCAUUUCGAGAAAUUCGGCCUUGCCGCAUCACAACUCGAUGGACGCAUUCCACCUUCAUCACGGCGAAUAAAAUCACGUCAUCCGGUUAAGCUGCGUUCGUCGACACGCUCGCAUAUCUUACCGACCGAUUCUUGUUCAGCCAAGAUCUUCCCAUGGUUCGAAAUUACUUUACCGCUCAACACACAACUCGUCUCGUAUUGUCCGCUGUCUCGGCGCGUGAUUCAGUCGGGGCAGCUCACAGGGCGGGCACGCUGCGGAAAAUCCUUCAAUGCCGCGGCAAGCCCGCUCCCCCACACCCAAUCGCAUUCGCAUGGCCAAUUUCAAUGAGGCGCACGCGACAUAUACCGAUGAGGAACAAUCGCCGUCGUGUGGCUCAGGCCGACAAGCGUAGCGGCGAGAGGUGGGACAGUAGAGGAGGGACAGAAGGAGAGACAAGAGGAGGGACAGCGCAGGU
Messenger RNA from Trematosphaeria pertusa, 921 nucleotides. RefSeq lists its product as uncharacterized. The transcript is spliced from 3 exons. The record is from RefSeq and is a predicted model, not a curated record. The coding region runs from base 288 to 794 and encodes 168 amino acids. NCBI's taxonomy places the organism in Eukaryota, Fungi, Ascomycota, Dothideomycetes, Pleosporales, Trematosphaeriaceae.